Colletotrichum orchidophilum is the source of this 1377-nucleotide messenger RNA. RefSeq lists its product as uncharacterized. The record is from RefSeq and is a predicted model, not a curated record. Lineage: Eukaryota; Fungi; Ascomycota; Sordariomycetes; Glomerellales; Glomerellaceae. Gene Ontology annotation, molecular function: oxidoreductase activity; FMN binding. The coding region runs from base 1 to 1377 and encodes 458 amino acids. The transcript has 3 exons.
AUGUCUGCCCGCUACGAAAGCUCCCCCGCCAGCCCGGAACCCCUGGCCCAACCCCUGACCUUCCCCUUCUCCGGCAGGACGGCCAAGAACCGCUUCCUCAAGAGCGCCAUGGCCGAGUCCCUCGCGACCUGGAGCGCCACCGAGCCCACGAAGCGGGGGAUCCCCACGCCCGAGCUCGUCGAGGUCUACCGCCGAUGGGGCGAAGGACCAGACAACUUUGGCAUCAUCGCCACGGGUAACAUCGUCAUCGAGUUCGACAACGUGAGCACCCUCGGCGACAUGAUCAUCACGCCCGAGUGUAUCCCCGAAGCCGGCGACGCGCGCUUCGAAGGCUUCAAGGCCAUCGCCGCCGCGGGCAAGGCCCACGGCAGCCUCAUGCUCGGACAGGUCAACCACGGCGGGAGACAGGUGGAGAAGAGGAUCCAGCCCAACCCCGUGUCCGCGUCCGCCGUUCCAUUGGGACCCAGGAGGGGUAUGGAAUUCGCCCCGCCGCGCGAAGCCACAAAACAAGACAUUGCCCGCUUCAUCGAGGGCUUCGCCCACGCGGCAGCCUACCUCGAAAAAGCAGGCUUCGACGGCAUCCAGCUCCACGCGGCGCACGGCUACCUCAUCGCGCAGUUCCUCUCCCACACGACGAACCGCCGGACCGACGAGUACGGCGCCCAGACGCUCGAGAACCGCACACGGCUCAUUGCGGACAUUGGCAAGGCCAUUCGCGCGCGGACGUCGCCGGGUUUCAUUCUCGCGGCCAAGAUUAACAGCGUCGAGUUCCAGGAGGACGGGGUGACCUCGGACGAGGCGCGGGAGAUGUCUGCUCUACUUUCGGGGCUGGGCUUCGACUUUUUGGAGAUUUCGGGGGGCACGUUUGAGGUGAUGGGCAUGGCGUGGGAGAAGGAGAGCACGCGGAAGCGGGAGGGGUUCUUUCUCGAAUUUGCGGACACGGUCGUCAAGGGGCUGGGCGAGGACGCCGCGUCGCGCAAGACAAAGGCGUACAUUGUGGGCGGGAUGCGGACGGUGGGCGCCAUGGUGAAGGCGUUGGAGGUGGUGGACGGGGUGGGGCUGGGACGGCCCGGCGCGCAGGAGUUCCGGUUCGCGUCGGAUGUGAUUUCGGGGCGUGUCCGGGGCGCCGUGCAGCCCGUCGAGAGGGUGGAGAAGGAUUUCGGGUUCGGGUUGACGGCGGCGGCGGCGCACAUUCGCCAGGUGGGCCGGGGCGAGGAGCCGUUUGACGCGAGCGAUGCGGCGUCGGUGGGCACUUUUGCGCAGGAUAUGCAGGCGUGGUAUGGGGCGGUGCUUGCUGAUGGCGACAAGUUGGAGCAGUACGGCGGCGUCACGUUCUCUGGCAAGACGUUGCCGUAUGGACAGACUUCCAAGGCGUAG